Molecule: messenger RNA, 2472 nt
Organism: Camellia sinensis
Lineage: Eukaryota; Viridiplantae; Streptophyta; Magnoliopsida; Ericales; Theaceae
Source: RefSeq, a predicted model, not a curated record
AUGCUACAGAUUCGCCCUGGUGAUCAAUCUCUUUUUCUUCGAGGAGGUCGUCUCUUACAGCAGUAUGUUGUAGAUAAUUACGUGAAGAUUGAGUCCAACAAAUUAAGAUGGAUACGUACUCAUCAGAAUCACAUUCGAGCAGAUUUUUAUCAAGGUCUUCUAGAUGCAAUACAUGCUGGUGAAAAUUAUGGAGGUAAUGUUGGUCGUAGAACAAUAUUGCCAUCGUCAUUUGUUGGUAGCCCACGAGACAUGUAUCAGCGAUAUCAAGAUGCAAUGGCUCUGGUCCAAAAGUAUGGAAAACCUGAUCUUUUCCUUACGAUGACCUGCAAUCCAAAUUGGCCUGAAAUUAAAGCUGAGUUGCUACCUGGACAGUCACCACAUGAUCGUCCUGAUUUGCUAACAAGAAUAUUUCAUUCAAAAUUUGAUGAGAUGAAGACUGACAUUCUUACAAAACAUGUACUCGGUAAGGUUCUGGCAUAUGCAUAUGUUAUUGAGUACCAGAAAAGAGGCUUACCACAUGCCCACAUGGUCAUUAUUUUGGAUGAAAAUGAUAAGUUACGCACUCCUGAUGAUUAUGAUAACAUUGUCAGAGCUGAAAUUCCAGACAAGAGAUUAGAGCCUAGAUUAUACAGUGUAGUUCUGAAACACAUGAUACAUGGCCCAUGUGGAAUAAGAGAAGGGGAGUCAGUUCCUGUAGAGAGUAAUCCAAGCGUCUUGGUGGAUAAUAGUUGGGUCAUUCCAUACAACCCAUGGUUGCUCUUGAAAUAUGAUUGUCAUAUCAAUCUUGAAAUUUGCAGUAGUGUUACAAGUGUGAAGUAUUUAUACAAAUAUGUUUAUAAAGGGCCUGACCGUGUUGCACUAGAAGUUCGUCAAGGUCCUAAUUAUGACGAAGUACAACAGUUCAUAGAUGGAAGAUGGGUUUGUGCUCCAGAAGCAUUGUGGAAAAUAUUCAAAUUCUCAAUGACCAAAAUGACUCAUAGCGUAGAACGCUUCCAAAUACACUUACCAAAUAAGCAGCAAGUGAGGUUUUAUACGUUCCAAGACAUCAAAAAUGUUUUAGCCGAUGAGUAUUAUUCCAGAACAAUGCUUACCCAAUUCUUUCAAUUAAAUGUUGAUGAUGAAACUGCGAAUCGAUACUUAUAUCGAGAGAUACCGCAACACUAUAGAUGGUGCAAUAGCGCAAAGAUUUGGCAGUUAAGAUUGAACCAUCAAAGAGUAAUUGGUAGAAUUUACACAGUUUCGCCAUCAGAAAAGGAGAGAUUUUACUUAAGAAUUUUACUCAAUCAUAUCCGAGGACCAAAAUCAUUCGAUCAUUUGUUAAUGGUUAAUGGAAUUGCGUACCCAACUUUUAAACAAGCAGCUGAACAUCAUGGUUUGUUAGAGCAUGAUGAUAGCAUACGACAAUGUUUGUUAGAAGCUGCAACCAUGCACAUGCCAUCAGCUUUAAGGAGAUUGUUCGUUACAAUUUUGGUUUACUGUGUACCAACAGGGGUGCGAAGUUUGUGGGAUGAAAUUUAUCCUUACUUGAUUGAAGAUUACAUAUCUUCAAACAGUAUGAAUAAUAUGUAUAUCCUUAACAAAACCCUGCAAGAUAUAAACCGUCUCCUACUACAGUAUAAUAAGAACAUAUCAGAAUACGAUUUGCCUGAGAUGACAAUAAAUUUGGAUGAUAAUUCAACAGUUCCAAAGGUCAUACAAGAUGAGUUUUCCAUUGUAACUCCUCGAGAAGACUUAAAUUCUAUUGCCACAUUAAAUAGUGAUCAACACUUAGCAUUCAAUUCAAUCAUGGAGGCUGUGGAAUGCAAUACUGAUGCAAUCUUCUUUGUGGAUGGCCUAGAAGGAAUUGGAAAGACAUAUUUAUAUUGUGCACUAUUGGCCUCAGUGAGAAGUCAAGGGAGAAUUGCCAUUGCAACAGCAACUUCUGGAAUUGCAGCUACACUUUUACCUGGUGGAAGGACAGCCCAUUCAAGAUUCAAGAUCCCCUUAAAUCCAGAGGCUUCGUCCGUGUGUUCCAUUACUAAACAAUCAGAUUUGGCAGAACUGAUUAGACGUGCAACAGUCAUCAUUUGGGAUGAAGCUACAAUGACAAAUCGUUAUGCUUUUGAAGCCUUGAAUCGAACACUCAUAGACAUCACUGGUGUUGAUUGUCCAUUUGGUGGCAAAAUUAUGGUGUUUGGUGGUGAUUUUCGACAAGUACUUCCACUUGUUCCUAAAGGUACAAAAGCGGAAACUAUUGCUGCAUCGAUAGUCAAAUCACCUCUUUGGAGUCACAUUCAAAUACUUCGUUUAAAGCAAAACAUGUGCUAUAUAAAUGACCAACAGUUUGGUGAAUUUCUUUUAUCUGUUGGAAAUGGUGUACAACCUACCAUUAUAGAUGAAAUGAUCAAAGUACCAUCAACUGACCCCGGCAGUACCCAAACCAAAUCCAACCAUUUCAAUAUAUCAAUCCACACUUUCCUAACCAAAGGAUAG